GAGAAAACUUUCGGCUGCAGUCAUCAUCAGCGGAGAUUGUUUUUACUGCCCGAGGUACAGGGAACGGUUUGAAGACGAUACUGCAAGAAAAUGAAUGUCUCGUUUCAGUCUUCCUCGGCCGAUGUAUCUCCAUCUAUCACCCCCUGUGGCACACCCCUCAGUGGCACACAUGCCCCCAAGUAUGGCACAGUCAUUCCAAACCGCAUCUUUGUAGGCGGUAUUGCAGCAAAUCAGACUACAGAGGCCGAAUUGAAGCAAUUUUUCCAGGCCUAUGGAGCUGUGAAGGACUCCAAGAUUAUCGCUGAUCGAGCUGGAGUGUCCAAAGGGUAUGGGUUUAUAACAUUUGAAAAUCAGGAAGAUGCAGAACGAAUUAUCAAGAAAGAGGCCGACAAUUUGGUGUUCAAAGACAGAAAAUUAAACAUCGGCCCAGCAAUCAGGAAACAGCAGGUUCUACAAAGGUCCUUUGAUGGAAUUGCAGAUCAUGAACAUGAAAUCUUGAAUCAGAGUAUUCCUACUGGGACGGUGAUGUUCUCUAAUGGAGUGCCAUAUACAUAUCAGAAUGGAAUGGCCAUCUUCCAUUCCCCUGAAGGAGGCUACCAAAUACCACAGCCCCAGGUCAGCCCACAGCAGCCGGCCUACUCCACUGUGAUGGUUCCACAGACUCCGACCAUGUAUGUGUCUCCUCAGUACUCCGCCUACCAGCCGACGACCCCUCAAUGGACUACUGCUGCUAAUCCUUGGAGAUGGGCCCCACAGCAGAGUCCCGGUCAGACAAUAGGGGGAAAUCCAAGUUACAUCUAUGCAGCAAUGCACGCCUCGCCAGAACUGAUGUACGCCCAGCCACCACCCCACCAGGCUUAUCAAACGGGAGAAAUGACCGACACCAUGCUGGAGGGUCCCCCCCUGGAGGGCAGUGGGAUGAUGCAGGAUCCUUCUCUGGUCAACAACCCUUAUGUCACUGACUACAGCGAACAGCCACUGCAGCCUACCCUUGCCAUGACGACUAUACCAGUACACCCCCAGGCCCCCACUGUUGCUCCCCCUCCUUGCAAAUCCACGACAACAGCAGCAGCUUCCGUGGCACCUUACACCAAGAAGUCGCUGUCGACCAUCCCCCGACGCCCCUACAGCAGCCCAACCUACCUGGUCAAACACGGCAACAAGGUUCAGCGACUCAUGAUCCCCAGCAAGGCUAUGGCAGCUCAUAUGGCGCUUCUCCGAUCCCCCGAGUCUGCAGGCCUUGAGCUUGCUGAGGGGCUUCUCCGACAUCCAUUGCUUACUCCUCCUCCCGAUAAAUAAUCAAUAUCUGACAAAUAGUCCACUCUUAAAAGCUCCAGCAGACAUUUAGAAAAUAUUUUGUCAAUUUAAAUUUGUCUUUUACUCAUUGCAUCCCCUCAAUGGUAAAGCAUCAACUGAAGUUUAAACUUUCACAACAGACCAGUACAGGUAGAUUCAUUCAGACAGGUAACUCCCCCCAUUCCUAUCAGUUUUAGACACACUCCCCACCAACCACCCUAUCAAACUAUUUUAAGCUAUAACGUUAUAUUUUGAUGUGUCACUCCUUGUUUCUUGUUUGUCGCCCAUUAAACUGCGCAGAGUGUGUGUAUGUUAUGUUUGGACAUCAAGUCAGCAUGUGUUGAGGCUCAUGGUUAGGCCAGUGGGUUUUUGUUGGUCAGCACAACAAACUGACCGGUCCACUGGUCAGAAACCUUGAGUUCCUCCUCGAUGACCUUGAGUUAUUAACUAUGCAUGUUUUGUUUGUGUUUGUUGCACCACGUUCAUACUGCCUCCUCACCAUCCUGCAUGAGAAAUGUUAGUACUAGCCAACACCAUUGGACUUGGGUGGUUUGUGACACCAUUGGACUUGGGUGGUUUGUGACACCAUUGGACUUGGGUUGUUUGUGACACCAUUGGACUUGGGUGGUUUGUAACACCAUUGGACUUGGGUGGUUUGUGACACCACUGGACUUGGGUGGUUUGUGACACCAUUGGACUUGGGUUGUUUGUGACACCAUUGGACUUGGGUGGUUUGUAACACCAUUGGACAAAUAAUUUGCAUAGAUUAGAAUGAUAAUCCUCUGUCAAGGUGAAUUGCUGCCCAAUGUAUACAAAAUUACCAAUGUUCCUUACCAUUCAUAUAGUAUACCAGUUUCGUGUUCACUAUUACCACCCAUGGCCAAUGUAUACCAAUGAUGUGUACACUAUUACAAAGUGUUACUGUAUAACAAUGUUCUGUACACUUACCACCCACUGUAUACCAAUGAUGUGUACAUUAUAUAGUUAGGAGUACUACAUUGAUGUACAAACUACCAUGUUGGUGGGUACACUACAAUACAAGAGUUGUACACUACGGACAGGUACUCUACAUUUUGAAUAAUUGUAAUCUAGUGCUACAGACGUUAUGGUACAGUAACUUACAUUGUACCCUUCCGUCUGUAUGGUACAGUACCUGAGGUUGUACCUUACUGACAUUGUGCAGUGCCGGGUUGUACCAUACAUUUGUUGUGGUACAUCAUUGUACCCUUCUGUCUGUAUGGUACAGUACCUUGGGUUGUACCUUACUGACAUUGUGCAGUGCCGGGUUGUACCAUACAUAUGUUGUGGUACAUCAUUGUACAGUGCCGGGUUGUACCAUUCAUUUGUUGUGGUACAUCAUUGUACCCUUCCGCCUGUAUGGUACAGUACCUGGGGUUGUACCUUACUGACAUUGUACAGUGCCGGGUUGUACCAUACAUAUGUUGUGGUACAUCAUUGUACAGUGCUGGGUUGUACCAUACAUUUGUUGUGGUACAUCAUUGUACCCUUCUGUCUGUAUGGUACAGUACCUGGGGUUGUACCUUACUGACAUUGUGCAGUGCCAGGUUGUACCAUACAUUUGUUGUGGUACAUCAUUGUACAGUGCCGGGUUGUACCAUACAUUUGUUGUGGUACAUCAUUCUACAGUGCCGGGUUGUACCAUACAUUUGUUGUGGUACAUCAUUGUACCCUUCCGUCUGUAUGGUACAGUACCUGAGGUUGUACCUUACUGACAUUGUGCAGUGCCGGGUUGUACCAUACAUAUGUUGUGGUACAUCAUUGUACGGUGUAUCCUUUUGUCUGUAUAGUACAGUACCUGGGGUUGUACCUUACUGACAUUGUACAGUGCCACGUUGUACCAUACAUAUGUUGUGGUACAUCAUUGUACCCUUCCGUCUGUAUGGUACAGUCCCUGGGGUUGUGCCUUACUGACAUUGUACAGUGCCACGUUGUUCUAUACAUUUGUUAUGGUACAUCAUUGUACCCUUCCGUCUGUAUGGUACAGUACCUGGGGUUGUUCCUUACUGACAUUGUACAGUGCCACGUUGUACCAUACAUAUGUUGUGGUUCAUCAUUGUACCCUUCCGUCUGUAUGGUACAGUACCUGAGGUUGUACCUUACUGACAUUGUGCAGUGCCGGGUUGUACCAUACAUAUGGUGUGGUACAUCAUUGUACGGUGUAUCCUUUUGUCUGUAUAGUACAGUACCUGGGGUUGUACCUUACUGACAUGGUGCAGUGCCAGGUUGUACCAUACAUUUGUUGUGGUACAUCAUUGUUCGGUGUACCCUUCUGUCUGUAUGGUACAGUACCUGGGGUUGUACCUUACUGACAUUGUACAGUGCCACGUUGUACCAUACAUUUGUUAUGGUACAUCAUUGUACCCUUCCGUCUGUAUGGUACAGUACCUGGGGUUGUACCUUACUGACAUUGUACAGUGCCGGGUUGUACCAUACAUUUGUUGUGUUACAGUAACUUGUGUUCUACCCUACACUCAGUAUAGUACGGUGACUUGGGUUGCACCCUACCAUGUUGAUAAAGAUGCUACAUGCGGAUGUAUGCUACACUUGAUUGAUCUGUGUGGCCAUGUUGGCAUAUUUAUACAAUAAUUCUUUCCAUUAAGUCUGUCAUUUUGAUGUUUUGAGCAUAUACAUGUACAGCAAGUUCUUAAAAAUGAAUCUAUUAUUGCUAAUUUAAUUGUGGGCAAAUUGAGAUGUGGAGAGAUAUUGAUGAAUACAUAUAUAUGAGAAGUUAUGUUUUUGUUGUGUAAAUAUAUAUUGUACUUUGUUUUUGUAUUUAGUUUAUGAUGAUACUACCUGUAGAGAAAUCAAGGUUGUGGACUAUUUUCUAUUUGUGAGAGAUUUAAGUUGUAUGUUUGCUGAUUUCAGAAAAUUAACAUAUCCUUUGAAGAUUUUUUCAAAAAUAUUUCAUUUUCUGUGUCUCUAUUUAUAUUGUUUUGUUUUUGCUUUGAUAAAAAAAUCAUCUUUAGCAUAUAUAGAUUUAUUUAUUAUUUGUUUCUGUGAUUCAUCCAACCUUUUAUUCCCAGCUGACAGUUCAAGGUCACUUGCUGGUAACUAUAGUAAUGGUAGUGUUUGUUUAUGUAUGUAAAUAGACAGAAAAUGCCAAUGCAUUGCUGAAAAAUGUAAAAUUUCCUACAAAUCAACAUAUGGGUACUGCAUUUACCAGUAUAUUGUGUUUUCUGUUGAAUUUUGCAAGAUUCGGAAAUUCAAUAACUGUCCUUUUUUAUGACUGAUUCAAAGGAAUAUUGAUGAGACAGUAGACCUGAAAUCAGAAUCAUGGAUGAUGAUGUUCCUUCGUGCUUAGCCAGCAAGUGAUCUUGAUGAUGUCAUCCACUUUCAGUUACAAACAUUACUUCCAUAAUUCCUUUCAUUUUUAUGCAUCAUUAACUUUUUUCAUAUUUUGUAAUCGUUGAAAAAUUAUUUUGUAUGAAAAUUCAUAUGUAUUACAUUGAAAUGUGAACAUGUUUAGUAUAGGUUGUAGUGAGGUACCUACAAUAAAUGUCUCUGUGUUAAGUGUAGUUUUUAGUGAGGUACCUACAAGCAAUGUGUCUGUUUAGUGUAGUUUGUAGUGAGGUACCUGCAAGCAAUGUGUCUAUGUUUAGUGUAGUUUGCAGUGAGGUACCUACAAGCAAUGUGUCUAUGUUAAGUGUAGUUUGUAGUGAGGUACCUACAAGCAAUGUGUCUAUGUUUAGUGUAGUUUAUAGUGAGGUACCUACAAGCAAUGUGUCUAUGUUUAGUGUAGUUUGUAGUGAGAUACCUACAAGCAAUGUCUAUGUUUAGUGUAGUUUGUAGUGAGGUACCUACAAGCAAUAUCUCUAUGUUUAGUGUAGUUUGUAGUGAGGUGCCUACAAGCAAUGUGUCUAUGUUUAGUGUAGUUUGCAGUGAGGUACCUACAAGCAAUGUGUCUAUGUUAAGUGUAGUUUGUAGUGAGGCACCUACAAGCAAUGUGUCUGUUUAGUGUAGUUUAUAGUGAGGUCCCUACAAGCAAUGUGUCUGUUUAGUGUAGUUUAUAGUGAGGUACCUACAAGCAAUGUGUCUAUGUUAAGUGUAGUUUUUAGUGAGGUACCUGCAAGCAAUGUGUCUAUGUUUAGUGUAGUUUGUAGUGAGGUACCUACAAGCAAUGUGUCUAUGUUUAGUGUUUUUUUAGUAUAUACAAUUAAUGUUGUAAUUUGUAAUCGGCUAACAUUAAGCAAUUUGUCAAUACGUAAGGUAUAGUUUGUAGCGAGGUACCUACAAUCAAUUUGUCUAUGUUUAGUAUAGUUUGUAGUGAGGUACCUACAAGCAAUAUCUCUAUGUUUAGUAUAGUUUGUAGCGAGGUACCUACAAGCAAUAUCUCUAUGUUUAGUGUAGUUUGUAGUGAGGUACCUACAAGCAAUGCAUGUUUUCAUGUUUCGUGAAGUUUGUCCCAACAGUAGAUUAUAAAAUCCUUAUACACACCUCAGACCUCAACAACCAGAAUAUCUGGAGUAUUUAAAAAAAAGAACAUUAUAUCAUGAAAAGAACAAUUAACAUUUUAAAAUCAAUCAAAUCCAUUUUUUUUACCCUAACCUAGUGAUGAUGUAUACAGAAAUUGAGUUUUUGUUAUCAAUGAAAAUGUUGAAGUGAAGUUGUUUUAAGUAAACAAUGAUCAUUGAAUAUAUCAGCUUGCAUCAGAAAUUCUGGCAAUUUUUUGUUAUAUUGACACAAAUCUAAUUUGUCAUUGCAAAACAAUAUAUCUUUGGUAUAAUGCCAUUUAGUUGAGUUUUGUAAUGGGUUUCAACGAUCAUAGAGAAAGUUUUGAUUAUAAACAAUAAAAAAAAAGUCAUACAUGUAAUUACAAACAAAAAAAAGCCAAAUAAUUAAACCUGGAAAAGUCUUCAACCCAUCAAACCCCGAGUAGGGACAGCUGUACCAGUUGUAUACUGCAGAUAUAUAAUGGUCUGAUAGAUGUGGUACAAUACUAUAUAUAGCCUCUGUAUUGCAAUAUACCAGUUUUCCAAUAUAUUGUGACAGUCCAAUAUUUACCAUGAGAUUUUAGUAGAAAGUGUAAAUGUAACUUACGAUGUGAUUAUUUGUGUCUGUGUAAAUUAGAAUGUGAUGAUUGUUGUCGGUGUGAAUUAGUAUACAUGUAUGAUUGUGAUCUUGUGGCUUAGGUUGUGGUUGUUUGUGUCCUUUUGUAUAGAGCGGCAAUCGUUUGUAGUGUUGUGACUUAAAAUGUGAUCUUUGAUGCAGUUAUUUUGUAUUAUUUUGCUUUAUAUUAUUAUUUUUGUCCCUUUGUUAAAUGGAUGUGAUCAUUUGUCUCACUGUGCCUUAGAAAUCCUUACAUGUCUCACGAAUGUUAUCAUGUUUGUCCCUGUGCCUUAGUACGAGAUCUCGUGGAUGUUAUCAUUUUUGUCCUAGUGCCUUACGACGUGAAGUGUCGCUGUGGACUUGUCAAGUUCUACAUAUCAUAUUAUGUAUAAUGCAUCAGUGUGAAGCUCUUGUUGAGAACUAGGAACAACGGCACUGUUCCUUUAUAUAAGUCUACCACAUGAUCUGCAGGUGUACAGCCAAAUUUUUUUGUUACACAUUUUCAACCAUUGAGGAUGGAAUUUGCAUGAAAUUCUUUCAAAAGAUUUUGAACUUGCAGCUUUUUAUAUACCAAUUUUUCUUAAAUAUCUUAAACAGAAAAACAACUUUUAUUGACAUGAAAUUUUUAAUGUUUUGUUCAAAUAAAGGAAGCUAAUUGUUGAGUAAAUCAAAAGCAAGCCUCUAAAGGGUCAUAGAUAGUGGUUUUCCUCAGGUAGAGAUUAUGAAGAUUUGUAUGUGAAUGUAAGGACAUUUUAUUGUUUCUAUGAUGAUAAGUGAUUUUACUGUGGUUGGCUUGAUUGAAGGCUGUACUAAGGACAGCCGUGUGUCUGAUAAGCUCUUGUAUGAUGUGCCAACUGUGAAUAAAUAAUAUCGAGCAAUCAG
This is a messenger RNA of Mizuhopecten yessoensis (Yesso scallop), 7245 nucleotides long. RefSeq names its product protein boule-like. The transcript has 12 exons. The record is from RefSeq and is a predicted model, not a curated record. NCBI's taxonomy places the organism in Eukaryota, Metazoa, Mollusca, Bivalvia, Pectinida, Pectinidae. Gene Ontology annotation, molecular function: RNA binding. Bases 91 to 1299 code for a protein of 402 amino acids.